Chiloscyllium plagiosum (whitespotted bambooshark) is the source of this 3678-nucleotide messenger RNA. It is a transcript of the gene ccng2, whose product is annotated as cyclin G2. The record is from RefSeq and is a predicted model, not a curated record. NCBI's taxonomy places the organism in Eukaryota, Metazoa, Chordata, Chondrichthyes, Orectolobiformes, Hemiscylliidae.
GAAAUAUUAAUAAUCGUCCAAACAUCCAAACUGCUGUACUUAUAGGAAACUGCCCCCGUGAGCGGGGAGGUCUUUGAUAAAUCGGAGAGUGUGGAAAAGAAGAAAGGAACUUCUUCGUUAUUUUACACAGGAACAAAAAAAUCCUCCGCUGCGGUGAUGUCAUCGCCGUCAGUAAAUAAUCAAGAUCGAACAGAGAGAAAGAAAAACAGAACAGAGAGAGAGCUGAAUAAGGAAUAAGUAAUCAGAGUUUGUGGACAGACACACAGAAAGCGAAAGAAUAAAACUAAAGAGUGGGGAUAGGAGAGACGACCGAAAGAAAGGGAUAGGAGAUCAAGGGAGGGAACAAAGUGGGGGAGAGAAAGAGAUUGUGUGACCGGUGAUAGUUCCAUUCACUCUGGUCCCGGAUUUUAACCACAUCCGAGAGCUGGAUAAACCGAUAAAACCGUGUUGUUCAAAAAAGGCACAGUUGGUUUAAAUACUAAAGUAUUCUAACCAUUCAUCUUUGUUUAAAGAUGAAAGACUUGGCAUCUUAUGAACACAACAAUGAAGCCCAUAAGCUAUUGAAACAAAUAAAUCAGUACUUGGAACAAGAAUCCAAAUUUCUACCAAGGGCCAGUGGACUCCUUGCAAUUGAAGCAUCUUUGGAGAAUGAUGAUUGCAUCUCCCCAAAGUUAAGAGAUGCUAAAGUGGAAGAUCUCCGGAGUUUGACCAGAUUCUUUGGCUGCAGUACUGAAACUUUUGUUUUAGCGAUUAACCUACUGGACAGAUUUUUGUCAAUUAUGAAGGUGCGACCAAGACAUCUGCCUUGCCUUGGAUUAAGUGUCUUCCAUCUAGCAGCUAAGACCAUUGAGGAAGAAUGUAAUAUCCCUUCUGCCCAUGAUCUCCUCCGUAUCAGCCACUGUAAGUUUACAGUGUCUGACCUUAAGCGGAUGGAAAAAAUUGUCAAUGAAAAACUGAAUGGGGAAUUUAAGGCUGUCACCGCCUUGGAUUUUUUACACCUGUAUCAUGCCCUGGCACACUGCCAUGUAAUUAAUGGGAAAGAAUUUCUGAUUCUUGAUAGGCUGGAAGCACAGCUGAAAGCUUGCUGCUGCCGAUUUGUUUUUUCCAGAGCUAAACCAUCUGUAUUGGCCUUGUCCCUUCUGACCCUCGAAGUUGAAAACUUGAAAUCCGGUGACUUGUUUGAAAUUAUACUGCGUGUUCAAAAACAUUCCAAAAUUAGCCAGUAUGACUUGGCAUAUUGGCGUGAACUGGUGUCCAAAUGUCUGGCUGACUACUCUUCACCUGAAUGCUGCAAGCCUGAUAACAAGAAGCUAGUGUGGAUUGUUUCAAGGCGUACAGCCCGUCACUUACAGAAUAGUUAUUAUAGUGUCCCUGAAUUGCCAACUAUCCCAGAAGCUGUCUGCUUCACUGAAACUGAAAGUGAGGAUUCAUGUGAAGAAAUGAGCUGUGGUGAAGAUGGUCUGAGUAGCUCUCCACAGAGUCAUACAGAAAGUGAAUUCUUCUCUUGAUCUCUUGCACCAGUCCAAGUGGCAAAAUUUCGGUUUUCACUCAACAUCUCCAAACCUGUAACUCAUCUUUGCACAUGUAUUCUGUUUUUUUUUAAACUUGAUUCCGAUUUGUUUUUGUUUUAGUGAAGCAGCUUUUGAAUUUUUAUGCUAAAUAGGGAUUGAAUUGUAACAAUGUUUCUAAAGUUCUACUGUAGAUUAUCUACAUCAGUCUAGAGGUCUUGCAGCCUCAUCCCCUCAUACUUAUAGUUUGGCAUUAUUCUCCCUGGUAACUUUUAUGUUGUGCUGAUUUUAAAACGUUGCUCUGUCUUCAGUUCAAUGAGGUGAUGCCCUUCAAUACUGCUUAGACAAUGAUUGAUUGUUUAUUGUUAAUGUAAAGCUAUACUGUAAACCAUUAACUGUUGGUCUGGACUUAAUCGAAUCUUCUACUUGUUGGAUAUAGUUUUAUUAGCAUGGAAUUUUAUUUGCAAGAUAUGGUAAUAUAAAUAUUAUGGCAUCAUUUUAAGCUUUAUUUUAGAUAUGAAAAUCUGAUAUUCUAAGAUUCAAAAACGGAAAGCACUGACUUAAAUUCCUUCAGGACAUUCAUACACAGCUUGACUAGAUAACCCACAGCAUUUCUGAUUUACUAUUAUCUGAUUUCUAAAAAUCACAUGGUUAAUAGAUACGCUGUAAAAUGCAGCAAUUAUGGUGAAACCAGUCAAGUUUCCUGCAAGCUAACCAAAAAUUCUACUUUUGACUAUAAGUUUCGAAGUAGAACAUUGCAUGCUGUCCACAUCCAUUGAUAAUGACAUGAAGAUAAAUUGUCGUGCAUGCUGAAGGAGCACAGGUAUUUGGAUCUACUGGAUGGAAGUGCAGCAUCAGUAAAUUAAUAACUUAUGAACCCUAAUAAGCUAAGGCAAAUGUCAAAGGAGUAUUUUAGGUAUUUAAUCAUACAUCUCUUUUUAAAAUGAUUGCAGAUAACAAUGUCUUAUCAAAAAUCACACAAUUUGAAAUCAGUCUUGAAAUAUCUGGAAAUUAAAACCUUUAUUAAUGUAUUGUUGUAAAUGCCAGUUUAGAGUGUUAGUGAAUGGGUGAUGUUUUGUGAAUAUUAUUGAAUGCAUUCCUAUUCUUUUCACUUUUAAAUUGCUAAUCCAUACCUACUAUAAUAGGAUGACAUUUUUUUUUAAAAGCUCAUUUUUGCUUCAAAAUUUGAGUUAUCAAAUCAUUUUAAGUCAAUGUUAUAGGAAAGGUUUUUUUUUGUUGCUGUGCAGAUUCCAUUUUUGUAGAACCAAUCAUUUUUGAGUGAAGUAACAUCAAAUUUAGGAGUACACUGUAAACCUUGACUACGGGAAUUCCCAUACAGUGUCCGUUUCCAAUGUUGAAUUUAACUCCUCAUCAAUCAUACUUCCUGCACAUCACAGCUUACUCGCUCACUCACUCUCUUGCUCUCUCCAUCUGCACUUUUCACAAACCAUGUGGUAGUAGCAGAUGUGGUAGACAGGAGAAUGCUGUUAACAACUUUUCACGCUUGUCAUUCCAGCUGUUUGGAGAGUGUUCAGAUCAGAUUGGUCAGGUUAGGCAUACAUUUUGCUAAUGUUAAACUACAAUUUUUUUUUUUUGAAAGGACAAAAGUGCCAACUGGAGGAAGUGUUCUUUUUUAACUUGCAAAUGUUACAGCUAUUUCAGAUAGUACUUUAAAACCACUGUACUUUUAGCAACAAUUACCUCAAACUGAGCCUUUGGUAUAGCAACUUGUUUUUGUACAACCUAAUGGCUGUUUCAUGUGCCAAUCGGAUAUUUUUGAGAAUGAUUACUAUGUACUGUUGAUGUUUGAUCAAUGACCAUGCUUGCUCCUAGCUUUUUUUGGUAUGAAGUAAAAGUUGUUUUCAGAACCUCUGCAGCAGCAAUGUAUGAAGGAGAAAUCCUCAUUUACAAACAAAUGUACAUAAUUUAACUUAAAUGUAUAGGAAACAAGUGCACUUAUUUUUCCCUUUUUUAUUCAGGUAUGAAAGCAACCAAUGCACUUAUGAAAAGUAUUAUGUAGCACUGUCUGUCUGAUUCUUUGACGUUGUGAACAAGUUCCCUGUAGAUAUUAACUUAUUGUAUAUUUUCAAUUUGUACAUAUUGUAAAAUAUAUCAGUCUGAAACCUUCUACCUACCAAGGUAGAAUAAAUAAAGACUCUUUUGAAAUCUA